This is a messenger RNA of Acanthosepion pharaonis, 1188 nucleotides long. The record is from the annotation of a GenBank genome assembly. Lineage: Eukaryota; Metazoa; Mollusca; Cephalopoda; Sepiida; Sepiidae.
AUGACUAUUGCAUUCCUUUCCAGGUCAGAAGUUAUACAAAAUUUAACAUAUGAAUCAGUAUAUGAUAAUCGAAUUUCCCCACAUUUUGAUCUAGAGAUUCCAACAGAGGUCAGAGUUCACAUAUACAUUUAUAGUAUUGACUCAAUAUCAGAAUCUACAAUGGAUUACACAAUGACAUUUAUUCUUACUCAAAUUUGGAAUGAUCCACGCUUAAACUACACAAAAUAUUUAAAGGACAAAUUUUUGGAACUGAAUACAAAAUUCAUUGAUAAAGUGUGGGUGCCAGACUUGUACUUUGCCAAUGAGAAGCAAGCUUCAUUUCAUCAUGUUACAAUGCCCAACAAAAUGAUGCAUCUUUACCGCAAUGGCACCAUCAAAUACAGAAUAAGGUUAACAAUGACUGCUGCUUGCCCAAUGAAUCUUCAAAACUUCCCAUUAGAUACACAAAUAUGUUCUAUUGUCAUUAAAAGCUUUGUAUAUACACCAGAUAAUGUGAUAUUCAAAUGGAUGGAAAAUGACCCAGUGUCACAUUUCCAAAAUAUGGAGAUGGCCCAGUUUGAAAUUUCAGCUAUUCAACCCUGGAAUUGUUCCAUUAAAUAUGAAGAAAACUCAUUUACAUGUAUUGUUGCAAAUAUUCAUCUCCAGCGCCGUGUUGAGUUUUUUCUCCUUCAGGUGUUUAUUCCCAGCACCAUGAUUGUUUUCAUCUCUUGGGUCUCUUUCUGGCUUCCAAUCAAUGCUGUUCCAGCUCGUAUAGCUCUUGGUAGUACCACAGUUCUUAUUAUGAUCACACAACGACAAUCUACAGCCAUUUCCCUGCCUCCUGUUUCUUACAUAAAAGCUAUUGAUGUCUGGACUGUCACAUGCUUGGUUUUUGUGUUUGCUGCUCUUCUUGAAUAUGCUAUUGUCAGUACUUAUUCACGUCAUGAAACUAAACGACUCUCCAUUAAAUUAAUACAGAAUAACAAAACAAUAAAACAGACCAUCAAUGUCAAUAGGGAUGUAUGUGAAGAGAAUGGCAAUGUUGGCACAGAAACACCUGAUACAACCUAUGCACAGAUGAGAUCCAAGGCUAAACGCAUGGAUGUUAUAUCACGAGUCACAUUUCCAGUCAUUUUCUUCUUGUUCAGUCUUGGUUACUGGGCAUGGUAUCUUCGAAAAGCUUUUGGAUCCAAAGAAAAUGAAAUAUAG